AUGUCAAAGCAAGACGGCGUUGCCAGCCUAUGGCGGGGGUCGGGUCUUACAGUCAACUGCGCAAUGAUUGUGACCGUAUCACAACUUGCAUCAUAUGAUCAGGCCAAGGAGAUGAUCCUGGAAAAGGGUUUGAUGAAUGGCGGGAUUGGCACCCAUGUUACUGCAAGUUUUGUGGCUUCUGUUGCUUCAAAUCCAAUUGAUGUGAUCAAGACUAGAGUAAUGAAUAUGAAGGUGAAGCCUGGGGUGGAACCACCUUAUAAGGGUGUACUGGAUUGUGCAAUGAAGACAAUCAAGGCAGAGGGUCCUAUGGCCUUGUAUAAAGGGUUUAUCCCUACAAUUUCAAGGCAAGGACCUUUCACUGUGGUGCUAUUCAUCACAUUACAGCAAUUUCCAGGUGGUGGAGAGAGGAAUGGGAUGGAGGGAAUUGUAGUUGGGAUAGGGAUAGUGGGGAUUGAAGGCAUGCUUGGCAAUGGAGGCAAUGUGACCUUGGGGAGAGUAGGCAUGGUUGGCAGGCUAGGAAGUGGAGGUAGAGUGGGCUUAGGGAAUGAAGGUUGA
This is a messenger RNA of Dovyalis caffra, 555 nucleotides long. The record is from the annotation of a GenBank genome assembly. Lineage: Eukaryota; Viridiplantae; Streptophyta; Magnoliopsida; Malpighiales; Salicaceae.